AUGGCUCGAGCUAGGCCACAGUCACCAUCCGGCGAUUCCGACGAGGAGUCUUCGUCUGACAGUGACGAAAAUGACAGUGAUGACGAAACGGAUGAUGGUGAUGACCAGGAGGACGAUAAAGGGAAAUCAAACAAGGAGCAAAACGAUGAGGAUCCGUUUCCUGCCGAGGACGAAUGGAUCACGGAGCAGAAUUUUGACCAAAAGGCUAUGAACAACUUUGGGUUGGGCAACAGCUUUAUAUCCGAACAAACGGAACAGACAAUCGAUCCGACCACCGGAUGCCCAGUUCCUCCACCACCGCCAGUAGUCGCUUGUCUAACCACAGAUUUCGCAAUGCAAAAUGUCCUUUUUCACUUGGGAUUGGAUUUGGUCAGUAUGAACGGGAUGCGCAUCACUCGACCACGAACCUAUUUGCUCUGGUGUGGCUCUUGUUUUCGACCAACUAAACGAACAGAUACGUAUUUCUGUCCGUUCUGUGCCCAGGCAAAUCUCCGACGUAUCCCGGUCACGUUACAUCCGGACGGGAAUUUGGAAUUUCAUUUCUCUCGUCGGUUUGUGAAAUCGUUACGAGGCCUGCAGGUAGGUGAAUUCCGGGCGAACUAA
Echinostoma caproni is the source of this 603-nucleotide messenger RNA. Lineage: Eukaryota; Metazoa; Platyhelminthes; Trematoda; Plagiorchiida; Echinostomatidae. The record is from the annotation of a GenBank genome assembly.